This is a messenger RNA of Yarrowia lipolytica CLIB122, 1005 nucleotides long. RefSeq lists its product as uncharacterized. Gene Ontology annotation, cellular component: membrane; glycosylphosphatidylinositol-N-acetylglucosaminyltransferase (GPI-GnT) complex. Gene Ontology annotation, biological process: GPI anchor biosynthetic process. Lineage: Eukaryota; Fungi; Ascomycota; Dipodascomycetes; Dipodascales. The record is from RefSeq and is a predicted model, not a curated record.
AUGUCGCGCGGGAUCCAGAAACUGAGGUCUCGAGCCACAGGAGAAUGGACCGGAGUGCAGGGAGAGCCUUUAACGGAAGAAUCGGGCUUUGAUGAUCCGGACGCCGUGUUCCCCGACUGCCAACCGACGACUCGUCCGCCAUGGAAGAAACUAUUGUGGGUCAAGCAGGACUACCCCGACAACUAUGUGGACUCGUCUUUUCUGUCGCAACUGCGCCGAAACGACAAUGUGGCUCAGUACUCGUUCCGCUCACUGUUUCUCGACUCUAGUGUGAUCAUCAUGCAUCUGUGCACUAUCGUCGUCUUUGUGGUGGUGUUUUUGGGCAUAUUCAACCAUGAGUGGGACCCCGAGUUCUUUGCGAUCAUCGCAUCUGUGCUCACAGUGCCCGGAUACUUUGUAUACGAGAAGUACAAGAUCCACAAUGACGACAAGAGCCGACCCUCUACGAUAAAGGGAGCGCUACUCAUUGUAUUUGUCCUUCUUGCUCUGUCACCAGUGCUAAAGUCGCUGACACGAUCCACAUCGUCAGACUCAAUCUGGGCCAUCGCCUGCUGGCUGGGGCUCGCUAACGUGUGUUUCCACGACUACACUGAUGGAGCCCGCACUGCUUCAGGCGCGUCUUCGCUCAAAUUGACUCGUCCUAUUCUGUCAACAAAUCUCGCUAUGCUGGCAGCAAUAGUGCUAGCUUCUCAACUGCGUACAACAAUGGCAGUCUUUUGCUUCGUGCUCUUUUCUGUCAUUCUCUUUGGAGUCUUCCCCAUGUUUACACAAUGGUGUCGUGCCACCUCCAGACGCGGGUACUGGGUGCUCCUGUCCAUACUGCUGAUCCUAUCCGCUACAGGCCUCUAUGUCAUUGGAGGGCUGUGGGCACUGGGGGCCUGGAUUGGAGUUAAGCUCUUUGUCAGUGUGGGUGCUCCACUGUGGCUUCUGGCCCUUCAGAAAUACAAAAACGACAUUCAAGGCCCAUGGGAUAUUGCCAAGCCGGUCAUUCGAAAUCGUCCGUGA